CCCCGGGAGGAAGGCACGGAACGGGCUUACGCGUCAAGAAUGCAGCCGUCUGGCGGCUUGCGGUCCCUGGACUUGCCCCGAAGGUGGAGAUUGGCAGCGAGAUUAGCCAUCUUUCCAGGGAGGUAUCCGUAAGCGCCGCUGACAACACCGUUCGGGCAGUGUUUCAUGACAAUGGAUGGUGACGGCUCUACAACGGAUGCCUCUCAGCUCGGCAUUUCUGCAGACUAUAUCGGAGGAAGCCAUUACGUCAUACAGCCGCACGAUGAUACGGAGGACAGCAUGAACGAUCAUGAAGACACAAAUGGCUCAAAGGAGAGCUUCCGAGAACAGGACAUCUACCUUCCCAUCGCCAACGUGGCCAGGAUCAUGAAAAACGCGAUCCCUCAAACGGGGAAGAUUGCAAAAGAUGCCAAAGAAUGUGUUCAAGAGUGUGUGAGUGAGUUCAUCAGCUUCAUCACGUCCGAGGCGAGCGAGCGGUGCCACCAAGAGAAGCGGAAAACCAUCAACGGGGAGGACAUUCUCUUUGCCAUGUCCACGUUGGGCUUCGACAGCUACGUGGAACCCCUGAAACUGUACCUCCAGAAAUUCAGAGAGGCGAUGAAAGGAGAGAAAGGAAUCGGUGGAGCAGUCACAGCUACGGAUGGACUGAGUGAGGAGCUCACGGAAGAGGCUUUCACUAACCAGUUACCAGCUGGUUUAAUAACUGCAGAUGGUCAGCAACAAAAUGUUAUGGUUUACACAACAUCCUAUCAACAGAUUUCUGGUGUGCAGCAAAUUCAGUUUUCAUGAUUGGAAAGCACGAGUGGACUGAGGAGUGUGGAGAGGCGAACGAGGCCCUGCGACUCGGGAGCAGAGACGUCGGGAGAAGUGACUGGCCAGAGGUGUCUCUUUGUAUAUUAAAUAGCUGUAAUGUAGCUUCCUGAUGCUUGACUAAUUGAGGUGUUAAUUCUGACUCGAGAACCUUUUUCAUGAAUGAUUUUAAAGGAAAAAAAUUUGGAUUUUAAAGGUAUUAAACUAUUUUUGUUUUGUACAAGAGUGUGUUGCUCUGUAUGACUCCUGUAUGCAUUGUAUAUUGCGAUUUAUUACUGUCAAGAGAUUUGUAGACAGUUUCUUAUUUUCAUAUUGAAUCAUGUUACUUUUGUAAUUCAAGCAAGCAGCUGGGUCAAUUCAUAAUGUUUGCCCUUUUAAUAAAAUGUGAGGGUAGAGUUCAUUCUGAAUGCAAGUUGCCUUUCUUCUACAUUUUGAGUUUGUCUUGGUUAUGCGAUAGCCUGCAUGAUAACCUAGCUAGAUUUUUUAGCAUUUGGUGUAUUUAUUAAAAUGAAAAAAAACCAA
This is a messenger RNA of Echinops telfairi (small Madagascar hedgehog), 1332 nucleotides long. RefSeq names its product nuclear transcription factor Y subunit beta (gene NFYB). The record is from RefSeq and is a predicted model, not a curated record. Gene Ontology annotation, biological process: regulation of transcription by RNA polymerase II. The transcript has 8 exons. Gene Ontology annotation, cellular component: CCAAT-binding factor complex; nucleus. Gene Ontology annotation, molecular function: protein heterodimerization activity; DNA-binding transcription activator activity, RNA polymerase II-specific; RNA polymerase II cis-regulatory region sequence-specific DNA binding. Lineage: Eukaryota; Metazoa; Chordata; Mammalia; Afrosoricida; Tenrecidae. The coding region runs from base 166 to 789 and encodes 207 amino acids.